This is a messenger RNA of Vicia villosa (hairy vetch), 1522 nucleotides long. RefSeq lists its product as uncharacterized. The record is from RefSeq and is a predicted model, not a curated record. Lineage: Eukaryota; Viridiplantae; Streptophyta; Magnoliopsida; Fabales; Fabaceae. The coding region runs from base 198 to 1280 and encodes 360 amino acids. The transcript has 2 exons. Gene Ontology annotation, molecular function: nucleotide binding.
AAAGAAGAAAAUCAAAAUUUGCUUGAAUUUUAGGGAGUACUAUCAUAAAUAACCUUAAAUUUUAUACUUAUCCAAUAGUAAAAAGAAAAACAAAAGGUGAUAUAUAGAACAAUGAUGAACGGUGAUAGCUUACAUCACUGACAAGUAACAACUUGCUCUACUCCUCAGUCACUCGUUCACUCAUCACAUUGACCAAAAUGUCGGAAGCUCUAAUCCAAAUCGGAGUAGUCGGAUGCGCCGACAUAGCCCGAAAGGUUUCCCGCGCCAUAAAUCUAGCCCCCAACGCCACCAUCUGCGCCGUCGCCAGCCGCUCACACGACAAAGCCUCCGCUUUCGCCGCCGCCAACGGCUACCCUCUAACUGCCAAAAUUUACGGCAACUACGAAGCUCUACUACAGGAUCCAGAUGUCGACGCUGUAUACAUGCCUCUUCCCACAAGCCUCCACCUUCGCUGGGCUGUUCUCGCCGCCCAGAACAAGAAGCAUUUGCUCCUCGAGAAGCCCGUCGCUCUGGACGUUGCUGAGUUCGAUCAAAUUGCAGAAGCCUGUGAAUCUAACGGCGUGCAGUUCAUGGAUAAUACUAUGUGGGUUCAUAACCCCAGAACUGCUUCAAUGGCCAACUUCCUCAACGAUGCAAACCGUUUCGGCAACCUCAAAUCGAUUCGCGCCUGUUUUACAUUUGCUGCAGAUUCUGAAUAUCUACAGAAAAACAUUCGUGUGAAGUCUGAUCUUGAUGCACAUGGUUCUCUAGGUGAUGCUGGUUGGUAUUGCAUUCGCGCAAUCCUAAUAGCUUCCAACUACGAAUUACCGAAAACAGUUAUUGCUUCACACAAACCGGUUCUUAACAAAGAUGGAGUUAUAUUGGAUUGUGGUGCAUCCCUAUAUUGGGAAGAUGGAAGAGUAGCAACAUUUCAUUGUUCUUUCUUGGCGAAUUUGACAAUGGAUAUAACAGCUAUGGGAACGAAAGGAACUCUUCAUGUUCAUGAUUUUAUUAUUCCUUAUGAAGAGAAAGAAGCUUCUUAUUAUGUUGGUACUGAGAGUAGCUUUGAUGAUCUUGUUACUUGUUGGGCUAGACAGCCUAGUAAGUGUACUGUUAAAACUGAUCUUCCUCAGGAGGCUCUUUUGGUUAAGGAGUUUGCUCGUUUGGUUGGUGAGAUUAAGUAUAGAAACGCGAAACCUGAGAAGAAGUGGGGUGUGAUUAGUAGGAAAACACAGCUAGUGUUGGAUGCUGUGAAGGCUUCGAUUCAUACAGGUUUUGAGGCUGUUGAGAUUCAGGAGUGAGGCAAUGUGCCUAUAGUGUAAUCUGCUCAAUUGACAUCUUUUGUUUAUCUGUUAAAUGUUAAUCCAUUCAAAAUAAAAAUUACGUUGUGUGCAUUUGUGAGUUGUACAUUUCUUUACCAUUCCAAAUAAAAAUUACAUUGUAGUCAAUUUCUUCAUCUUAGGUUCUUUAAAUAUGGAAUAUUGGGGAUUGGGAUUUAGAUUUCAUCAUGAAUAUUGAGGUAGAGGCUGAUUAAGAGUUAGAU